Messenger RNA from Aplosporella prunicola CBS 121167, 1152 nucleotides. RefSeq lists its product as uncharacterized. Lineage: Eukaryota; Fungi; Ascomycota; Dothideomycetes; Botryosphaeriales; Aplosporellaceae. The coding region runs from base 1 to 1152 and encodes 383 amino acids. The transcript has 3 exons. The record is from RefSeq and is a predicted model, not a curated record.
AUGGAGUGGACGCUCCCUACGAUAAACGUUCCAGCACCAUUGAGCCCGGUUGACGCAAUCUCGUUGCUUUCAAGCCGCGAGAUAAGGUCAGCUCCACCACCCAGAAACACACUGGUCGCCUUUAUAUACCAGGCUUCAGUUGCUGCCUUUUCACAGCUACAAAAACUGGCUUCUGGCGUGCAUGACCUCUAUGGACCAGAGAAGCCGAUCCCAAAAGACCACAUUCGAGUGCGAUGGACAUGCACUUGCGGUGCGCAACUUUAUGAUGACUACAUCGAGCGGCGACCCGGAGCUGCACGCGAGUUUGAAACAUUUCUCAACAGGCCUCAAGCUCAUGCUCCUACUUCGUCAUCAGCGAGCACUUCUUCCUCUCCAGGCAGCACCAACAUAUGGAGCGGUAGUUCGGCUUUGGCAACGCCCUCGCCAGCAACUACGUGUUCAUCACAAGGCAGCAGUUUCUCGAAUUCCGGCUACAGUCCCACAGCAGUUCGCUCUAGUAACCCUUUCCUUGUGCGGAUGGUCAACCCGGUGCAAAGAUGGCUCCUCACUUGUAUAGAAGAAGGCUAUUUGACGACGAAGCUCUCACAUAUCGAUGUGACAGACCCGAGAGUACGCUCAGACAAAGACCUCGCAAUGGAAAUCCGCAAGCUUUACUCGCAUAUAAACAGAAAAUGGUGGAGAAUUUUACGCCUUCGGGGCCUAACAAGCAUCAAGUUCGUCCAAUUCGAAGCAUACCGAAACCGUGUUGUGGAUAUUCGCAAAUGCCCCGACAUGCCGCCACGAAGCCAGCACUACGAUUACGACCAUGCACCGGAUGAAUUGAUACCUCCGGUAGGCGACAAAUACCUAAUGCAUAUGUUCAUGCAUCCGGAGGACCAUGACAGUGAAGUAAUUGCGUACGCUCGCUUCCCCAAAAAGCGAGGCCAGAAAGUUGAAGGUGGGCUUGCAUGGGGUGUCCAUCUUGUCGAAGGUUUCCUUGCGGAUCGCGUUUGGUUGCUUUUGAUGGGAUUCUUUGUGCUGGGAAGUAUUGUUUUCGCUGUAGUGUGGGCUGUAAUGAGGCAUGGAGACGUCCAAGGUGCUUUUGGUGUAGCGGCGUGGCUUUUAACUCUUGCUGCGCUUGUCAUUGGAUGGGCAGAGGCAUCACUUGGCUAG